GGACAAAGAGCUCGCUCAAUCUCCUCAACAGCCGUCGAGUGUCACGAACUACAACAACCCAUUAUUCCGUUCGCCUACGAUACAGCUGUCAAAUACCGACUAAGAUACCCAUCAAUUCGAACUCUUCAGUCUUCUGUGCCACCUCGGUUCCAUCUCCAGCACCACGUCGCAAGCUCGAGAAACAGCUAGCGACAGAAACUCCUGUGCUCUACGAACCGACCGGACAGGCGAAAACGUGUUGGUCGUCGAUAUUUGUGGUCAAGCACUUUAGGAAUAUACUGUAUCGACUUCUACACCCACCGCUCGAGAGCGUCUGUUCAGGAAUUUGAAGAUAUAAACAACGCUCGAAAUCAAAGCCUGAAAACAAACAACCCGCCUACCUAUAAAUCAUUCAUACUUUGACUCUCUUGAGGAGGACACGGCUCCGUCCGCCACUCCUCCGCCGCUCGCGGUAGAAUGGCCAGUCCGGCCAACCCUUUCGCUGUGCUCCACCAAACGGACGGAGCAGCGAGCUCAAGAGGACGCGGACGCGGUGGAGCAUUCAACAGGCCCACGACAUUCCAACCUCGAGGCGGUAGCACAAAUGUUCCAUUCAAUCCUAGUCUUCGAGGACGAGGUCGCGGCCGAGGAGCCUCAACCGCGACAAGAGCUGGUCGUGGUAACGCGCGCGGCGCAGGUGCUGCAGGGAAUACAUGGCGCGGUGGUCAAAAACCGGAAGGCCAAACAAGGGCUGCUUCGCCCUUUGCGCAGCUGAAACAGACCUCGCCUGCAACAACGUCGCCAGCGCCGGCAACUGGGCCUCUCUCGCAGCAGAAACCCGCAUUCACGGGGUUCGGCAGAGGGUCGCCACGACCAUUUGGGGCUGCGUCGUCAACUCGCCGUGGUACGACUGUCAAUUCUGCGAGAGAUCCGCGGACUAAGACUCACUCGAACCCGACAAAUGGAGGCCCCAGAAACGGCGUCCCUGUUGAAGACGUCUCGACUGUGGAGAGCUACAGUGAUCGAUACGAGCAGCUCAAACUUGAUCGUGCCAAACAAAGGCAACAGGCCAUCAAAGACGGGCAGAUGGCGGAUCCCAACCAGCCUAUGUCCUUGAACAAAGCGAUCACACCAGUGGGCACUUGUACCAGCAUGUGCCCUCAGUUCGAGCGUGUAGAGCGCAUUGUCCAGAAGAUGGUUGAUAAGAGUGAAAAGUAUCUCGACCCCAAGACGAAUACACUGCAGAACCUGGAGACAAAGAUGCUUAAGCGAUUUCGACGAUCUGCCGCAGGGUACGAUGAGCAACUUCCGUCUGAUAUUCGAACGCCUGCUACAUUACUUCAAACGAUGAACUACUUGACGCGACAUAUUAUUGGUGGUUCGGAGCCUUUGGGAUUAAUCCACAAAUUCGUGUGGGAUCGUACGCGGUCAAUUCGCAACGACUUUUCUGUUCAGCAACUUACGCAAGAGGAGGAUGUGAAGGUUGCGGUGACGUGUCUGGAACGAAUCGCCCGUUUCCAUAUCGUUUCUCUCCAUUUACUCUCCAGUCCUGAAAAUGAGGAGCCAUUUGACCGACAUCAGGAACGAGAACAGCUGAACAACACGAUGCUGUCCUUGAUGUACUACUACGACGACAAUAGAGGCCGGAUUUUUUUUCCCAACGAAGACGAGUUCCGCGCUUACUAUAUCAUCUUCUCUAUUCACGACCAACGACCUGACUUGGAGGCUCGCGUCCAGAAAUGGCCUACCGAGCUGAGGAAUUCACCGCGUGUCAAGACAGCGUUGGAGCUGUUCGCGGCUGCUGGAAACACCUGGGAGUACCAGGGUACCCUUGACGCUAAGCGGCCUAAUGCAAUCGCGCAGGGCUUCUACGAGCGGUUUUUCAGUCUGGUCAACUCUCCAGGCGUAUCAUAUCUUAUGGCCUGUGUUGCGGAGAUUUACUUCAACCACAUGCGCCAGACCGCCAUUCGUUCAAUCUGGAAAGGAUACUGCCGCUAUCCCGCCUCGCAACAGCACAAAAACGAAGAGUGGACGGUUGACGAGCUGACAAGUGUACUGUACUUUGACGACGCCGACCAGACAAUUGAGUUCUGCGAAGCCCAGGAUUUGGAAUUCGCCGAAAAUGCCAACGGGGACCUAUAUCUCAACUGGGGGAGCCGCCCUGUUGAUUCUGUUGCCUUUCAACCUUCUUCCGACCAUUCCUUCUCUGAUAGCUAUGUUGAGUCAAAGCGUGCAGGUAGAAACCUGGUUGCUAUCGUCCUCGGAUUGAACGUCAAGGAAGCCGCAACACUGGGCAUGAUUGAUAGAGAACUUCUCUCUGAGCGUAACUCUGCGAUGACAUCUCACGAUAACGAUGAGUCCUUGUUUGUGAGCGACGACGAUAACGAGAUGUCUACACCUACCUCACAGUCGAACAAUACCACCAGUAUGACUGGAGCACUGUCUUCAGCCUUUGGAGCUUCAUCUCAGCCAGCUCCUGGCAACCUCCCAAGCCCUGGCCUCGGUGCUUCGUUCUCCCCAAAGCCGGAAGAACCCAAGCCCUCCGUGUCCCCGAAUCCCUUCGGGCCUUUGUUUCCUUCGGCCAGCUCACAAAGUAGCUCUGUGAGCCCUCCAGCUCCAUCUCUCAACCCUUUUGCGAAGCCGUUUUCACCAUUGCCUUCCGCCCGAACAACCGAGAAGCCAACCCCCUCCCCACCUCCGGUGAGCAACGGCCAGCCGGCAAGCGUCUUCUCCAGUGGAGCUAUGCUUGCGCAGUCGAAGGCGGAGCAGAAAGCUCCUAGUCCGGCAAUCUCACCUUUCCAAUUCCCAGGCGUCUCUCAACCUUCGAAGCCCGCAAGCCCUUUCCCAAGUGGAAAUGCGCUUGCUCAGGCAAAACCCGAGGACAAAGCGUCUACUCCGCCAGCCGCAACACCGUUCCAAUUUCCAGGCGUUUCCAAACUCACAUCUCAAUCUUCCGCACCUGAUAUCUUCUCGAACAUUCAACAACCCACACCAUCCACUACCUCUCCUUUCAGUGCUCCUCAACUUCCUGCUACUGUUCAACCUAGUGGCCCGACUGCUGGACAGUCUUCUACUAGCGUAUUCGACACAGCGAAACCCACUCCUGCCUCAGAGGGCCGUGCUCCAGUGUUUAGCUUCAGCAAACCCGAACCUGUUGCUUCAAAGCCACAAGCAAGUGCUUCGGAGAUAUCAAUAUCACAGCCACCUCCCCAACCGACUCAAGCCUUCCCCUCGUUCCAGCCAGAGAAAAAGAAAGAGGAAGCCCCCUCAAUCCUUUUGUCUCCCAAACCGUCACCUUUCCCGGCCCCUUCUACCUUCGGACUGCCUAUUGCUUCUACACCCCAACCGAGCUCAAAUCAACUUGCUGCAGGCCCAUCGGCCUCUCCAGCCCAAGAGAGCGCAUCCUCUUUGACCGCCUCUCAAGAACCUUCGCCCCUGGCCAGCAAUGGAAUUGUUAAGAAACCCGCCUUCCCUCCACCACUCCAGUCGAAAAUGCCGGAAACGGCGGCGCCUCAGGAAUCUGCUCCUGGUGUGCAGGCUGACGUACCUGAAACCGAUCACGCACCGGUGAAGACCGUCAGCGAAGAACAGGAACCCGCACAAGGCGAAGCUGAACGUAAACUCGCUUGGAUAAACUCUCUAAAAGAGGCUGCUAGUCGCCGAAGAAGGACGGUGUCAACCCCAGAAGCAACGCCGACCAGUCGCAAACGUGUCUUUGAAGAGCAAGAAACCCCCCCCGCAAAGGAUGAAGUUAAGGCACAGAAAGUGGCCAAGCCCGAGCGGCCUCGAAAAUCGAUGGCUCAAGCUUCCGUGAGACCGUUACCCAAGCUUCCAAUCCUUGAGGCGAUAGAGUCCAUGACUGCCCGGAAACCGGUGGAAAAGCCCGGGCCUCCUAAACCGAACCAAGUCGACGAAGAUGAAAUUCUUCUUUCAGCUGCGCGUAUUGCUGCCGAGACUCUGAGAACCGGACCACGCCUUCUAGACGCCUUUUCCGCGCCUACUACCUACGAACCGUGGCGCUCUUCAUUCAGCCCUGGAAGUAGCGUCGCUUCCUCAGUCGCAUUCUCUCGAAGCCAAUCGCCUCAGCAAUCCGUCCACGGAUACGACGUCGCCCUAGCUCCAGAAACCAACUUGGGACUCGGACGCACAUUAUCUCGAACUGAACAAAGACUCCGUCUCACAGGCGGUAAGGGUCUAGCUUACAAGCCUCUGAACUUUUCCCCCGGGUCGUCAUUGCGCACGCCCCCGAAGAAGUAACUUGACCUCGAUUCGAACGUGCUCUUCCUCGCUUGUACCUUUAGAGCAAAUGUAUGUAUCUACCUCGACCAGUGUAAUUGUUGGCCGCGUUACAGACUCACAAUUAUGCCAGUGGUCUGGUGUUUUGGCAUUGGCGGGUUUUUGUUGCAUUGCGUGGUGUUUGAUGGGUGGUUUCUUGCCUGUAUUUCUUGUGGGAUCUGUCUUAGCUUGUUAUGUGAUAUUUUGGGAUUAAUGCAUGAGGCUGCGUGCUAGCUUCGAGGACACACAUGAAGUCGUAUACUUGGUCUUCAGAUCUCUACCGGUGUACAUGUGUAGAUGUUGUUCACGGACUUCCUUGAGCAUGCCUUGGUAUGGAUGUAAACCCAUGAACCGAUUAAGUCACAUGACCC
Aspergillus calidoustus is the source of this 4625-nucleotide messenger RNA. The record is from the annotation of a GenBank genome assembly. Lineage: Eukaryota; Fungi; Ascomycota; Eurotiomycetes; Eurotiales; Aspergillaceae.